AUGCCACCUCCAGUGGACUCAGAACAGAGCAUGAGGCAGGCUCUGGACCGAUUCCGCGACCGGAUGGCCGCGGCAAACUGGACCUUCAUCCAGGAUCGCAUCCAUGAGAUCGAAGCCCGGGGGCUGCUGACCGACAAACAGCGAAUGAGCAAGAUGGCCUCGUACUGCCGACAUUUUGAUGCGCUGGACUGGGACGAGGCGUCCGAGGAUGCCGAUCCCGAAAUACGACAGAAAGAAAAUUGA
Messenger RNA from Aspergillus nomiae NRRL 13137, 243 nucleotides. RefSeq lists its product as uncharacterized. The coding region runs from base 1 to 243 and encodes 80 amino acids. Lineage: Eukaryota; Fungi; Ascomycota; Eurotiomycetes; Eurotiales; Aspergillaceae. The record is from RefSeq and is a predicted model, not a curated record. The transcript has a single exon.